Molecule: messenger RNA, 2016 nt
Organism: Cephus cinctus (wheat stem sawfly)
Lineage: Eukaryota; Metazoa; Arthropoda; Insecta; Hymenoptera; Cephidae
Gene: Sbp2
Product: selenocysteine insertion sequence-binding protein 2-like
Exons: 5
Coding region: 123-1715 (530 amino acids)
Biological process (GO): selenocysteine incorporation
Cellular component (GO): ribonucleoprotein complex
Molecular function (GO): selenocysteine insertion sequence binding; mRNA 3'-UTR binding; ribonucleoprotein complex binding
Source: RefSeq, a predicted model, not a curated record
GACGUUUACAUCGUUACCCAAAUAUUCGCCAUCAUCGUAUUUGCAAGGAAGGAUGUGUGUCAGUGAGGUUGCGUGGUACAACGUUGAUUAAGUGAUUAAAGUGAAUUCGAACGUGAUUAAAGAUGUAUCCUCAUAAUCAUUAUCGUUGCUCGGGUAACUCAGCAAUUGUCAUUGAAUUGGAGAACCAUGAGGAAUGGCCUGAACUAUCUUCUGAAAGAUUGCUGCGCAAAAACAGCACUCCACAAACAGCGCCAUUGUGUAUUCCGGAAAAUACGGGAAGCACCUCUUUGGUGAAAUAUCGUGAAGAUUUAAAUGACGAGGAAUAUCCAAAACUUGGUGAAAAGUUCAUAAAAAGAAAAUAUAGUUUAUCUAUAAAUAAUGGGACUGAUAUCAUUGAUGUACGGCUUGGUAACGUUGGUAUAGAGGAAGCCAGUGAAAUUAGAAAACCAUGGAAGAAACCUAGAAGUUCUGACUUAAUAUACAUCAAUCUACACAAAGCAUCUGAGAAUCUUUCACGUUUCAAGUCUUGGGAAACUGAUAAAUGGGCAGGAAAAAAAAUGCAUACUUGCCACCUAAACUUAGAUAUAAGAAAAAGUUUAAAGAAUUCUCAUUUUGAAUGUAACUGUCGAGUUGUAAAAGAUAAAUUGAAUCAGGCACAUUCGAGACGUGGAAAAACCUCAAAGUUGAAACAAACAAUUUUGUUUGCUCGCGAAUUAAAAACACAAAUGAACAUACGUAAACGGGAAUUAUUUGAAUUAGAGAAAAUGCAGGCUCUGACUAAGGAUGUCUCUGAGAUUGAUUUUGAUAAAUUAAAGAUUGAUGUAGGUCCCAAGGUUGAUGUUGAUUUCUUGCAAUCAAUGUCAAGAAUGACACUGUACGGUUCCAAUCAUAGAAAACCAAGAAUUGAACCUAUAGCAGAGCAAAGCUUGCAAUGUCAAAAUCGUAUCACACAGAGAUUGGAGCAAUUACUCAUUCAAACAAACCGAGAUGAAUUUGUAAUAUCCAAAAACAAUGACACAGUCAGUCAAAAGAAUUUUGAGACCAUUUCUCCAGAUUUCAUUCACAAAACGUUGUGUCUGGAAAUAUGUGAUGAAACUGGAGAAACAGCACAAUGUUAUAUACAACCAGAAGAAAACUAUCAGCUUAAAUAUUCUAAAAAGUUUCGAGAAUACUGUACGAAUAUAUUGACACAAGGCCUAAACGAAUCUUCUGAGAAAUUUCUGGCAGAGAUAGUGAGGCUUCAGAGAAAAUUAUACGAAAGAGACAAUAUUAAGGGAAAAUGCAAACGUAGAUAUUACGCAGGUAUCAAAGAAACGGAAAAGCAUAUUGAAUUGAAAAAGGUAAAAUUUGUCAUGAUAGCACCGGAUUUGGAAAAAGUUGAAAUCGAAGGUGGAUUAGACGAGUCCAUAUACAAACUAAUCGGAACUUGUAGAAAGCACGAUGUCCCAUUUUGUUUUGCCCUCGGCAAACGCAAGAUAGGAUAUCACACGCACAAGAAGGGUUGUGUCAGUUGUAUUGGCGUGGCUAAUUACAGUGGUGCUGAAGACAAAUUUAAAAACGUAUUGGAGGAAUUGGUGCAUGCUAAAAAUGUUUAUCAUAAAUUGAGCAGCAAAAGUGAUAAAAUGAUUGAUUUGGGUAAAUUGAUUCCUGAUAAUGAUUUGCUAAUCUCUGAACGCAUCAACUGUUUGCUGAGAAUUUUAGGCUCUUCAAACUGAAGUUUCGUACAGAAUUUUCAAUUAUUGCGAGAGUGGAUUAAAACUCUGCUGUCAUGUAUCAGAAUAUUCGUUAGAAACUACUUGUGAACACCUCGAUCCGUAUUAUCAUAUUCAGUAAGAUCAUUUGAGUUUUUUAUAUUUACAUUUAUAUUAUUUACAUAAUCACCGAAUAUCAUAUAUGCAUGAUACUUUUGUGGAAUAUUUCAGACACAUUAUCACUAAGAAAUGUAUAAAAUAGGCAUUCACAAUAUUGUCGUGUCAUUUUAUUAAAUCAAUAAAUGGGUAUUGAUAAUUCAAACUA